This is a messenger RNA of Durusdinium trenchii, 298 nucleotides long. The record is from the annotation of a GenBank genome assembly. Lineage: Eukaryota; Dinophyceae; Suessiales; Symbiodiniaceae.
GUGCAAUUUUUCUGGCAGUGAGUGGAAAAUCAUGGAAAAUGCAUUUCAAAAGUGUUUCAACAAGUGCUGCUGCAAACUCUCUCAGCAAUGCAAGUCUGUGCAAGCCCCAACAAGGUGCAUCAACACCACUGGAUCUUCCGUGAGUUUCUUCCCUCUGUCACUCAUGAGACGUGACAAGUGUCAGAGAGGGAGAGAAGCUUCGAAUAGACGUGGAUGUUCCAUGCCACACGAGUCCCAGUUCGUGAGCAAUCCGAAAAGCUUGGCAGAGUUGGAAAACAGAAAUGCAUUGUCGGUGUGA